Molecule: messenger RNA, 1051 nt
Organism: Aspergillus homomorphus CBS 101889
Lineage: Eukaryota; Fungi; Ascomycota; Eurotiomycetes; Eurotiales; Aspergillaceae
Product: caleosin family protein
Exons: 5
Coding region: 106-930 (274 amino acids)
Molecular function (GO): monooxygenase activity; calcium ion binding
Source: RefSeq, a predicted model, not a curated record
CCCCAAUUACCCCUCGGUGAUGAAUUGAGUAACAGUUUACUCCAAACAUCUAUCAGCUGCUGCAACCGACUUAGACAGAUUUCCGAAUUCAUCGUGCUUUCCACCAUGCCCCGUCGUGUCUCGUUCUCGGAACCCACCAAACCGCAAUCCGAGCAAAUGAACGGACCAACCAAGGCCACCUCCAUUAAGACCACAGCGCCCAAAUGCCGUGUCACUAUCCAACGACCCCCCGCGACCUCCAUCUCCACCAUCGACAACCCGGGCCUACCACGCGGGAACGCAGCCAUCUCCGCCGACAAACCGCACGGCGAUGCCGACUGGCUCAAACGCUAUGGUGAAUAUACCCCGCUCCAACAACACAUCCUCUUCUGGGACCGCGACCACGACGGCCAGAUCUACCCGUGGGACACAUACAGGGGAUUCCGCGAACUAGGCUUCAACAUCCUAUUCUCGAUCCUCGCCAUGCUAAUCAUCAACCUCAACUUCUCGUACCCGACGCGGCUGGCUCACUCGUUCAUCCCGGACCCGUUCUUCCGGGUGUAUGUGGAUAGUAUCUACAAAGCGAAGCAUGGCUCCGACAGCGGUACCUAUGACUCGGAAGGGCGGUUCGUUCCGCAGAGCUUUGAGAAUCUGUUCGCUAUGUAUGAUCGGGAUGGGGAUGGGGCGUUGACGUUCUGGGAGGUUGGGCGGUUGAUGCAUGGGCAUCGGUGUGCGGUGGAUCCGUUUGGGUGGUUCGCGGCGUUGUUCGAGUGGGGGACGACGUGGUUGUUGAUCCAGCGGGAGGGGCGCAUAGAGAAGGAGGAUUUGAGGGGCGUCUAUGAUGGGUCGCUGUUCUGGAAGGUCCGCGAGGAACGGCUGUCCGGCUCGGGAUGGAAGCAGGGGUUUGGACUUGGGGGCGACGGGUUCAUCGGCCCGGUGAAGGUGUUUUAGACCGGUGUCUAGAUCGGAGGUUUGCAUAACGGAUUACAUUAUAGAUGCUAGACUUGAUAGGUUGGGCGCGCUGCUUUUGGCUUCUAUAUGCCAUCAAUCAUGAUAGCUGGCCCUACUGUUU